Oryzias latipes (Japanese medaka) is the source of this 2358-nucleotide messenger RNA. It is a transcript of the gene ugl, whose product is annotated as ureidoglycolate lyase. Gene Ontology annotation, biological process: glyoxylate cycle. Gene Ontology annotation, cellular component: cytoplasm. Gene Ontology annotation, molecular function: malate synthase activity. The record is from RefSeq and is a predicted model, not a curated record. Lineage: Eukaryota; Metazoa; Chordata; Actinopteri; Beloniformes; Adrianichthyidae.
CACAAACAAACUGUGUGCCAUGUUGUAUACAUGCAAAGUUCAGAUGUGCAUUAUUCAGUUGGGAAGUAUCAGGACAAAACCUCGUGUAGCUGUAAAGGAAAACCGCGCUUUAGAUGAAGCUCUGAGGAUUUGGAAGUAAAAGAAGAAGAACAGCUUUGCCCUGUUGACACUGCAGACACUUUGGGUUUGUCCCGCAGUCAGCAUGGAGCUGUCACCCGCUCCUCCAGGACUGCAUGCAGAGUAUGCAGAGCUCUUCAGCACUGACUGCCUCUAUUUUCUGGGUGAGCUGAUCUCCACCUUCGAUGAGGAUGUGGAUCAGAUCCUGCAGCUCAGAGCAUCCAGAAAGGUUCAGCUGGAUCUGUCUGGGGACCUCCCAAACUUCCUGGAGAGCACUGCGCACAUUAGGGCAGACACUUCCUGGGGGGUGCUGCCUGUCCCCCCCAGACUCCAGAAGAGACAUGUGGAUGUUGGAGACACGGCCCCCUGUGAUACUCAGCGCUUCAUCAGGGCUCUGCAGUCUACUGCUCAAGGCAUACAGGUAGAUUUUGAUGAUGGAAACUGCCCCACAUUUUACAACCAGAUCAAGGGCAUCCACACCGUGGUGCAGGCGGUAAGGAGCCUGCUGCCGGACGUUCCUCACAUCUCUGAAGCCCCCGUGCUGAUGCUCCGCCCCCGCGCCUGGAACAUGGUGGAACACAACAUGAUGGUUGGGGGGAAAGAGGUUCCUGGUCCCCUCUUUGACUUUGGGCUGCUCAUGUUUCACUGUGGGAUGACUCUAUUCCAGAACCAGAGUGGACCCUUCUUCUACCUGUCAAAAGUGGAGAGCUUCCUGGAGGCCAGACUUUGGAACAAGAUCUUUCUGUGGACUCAGCAGAAGCUGGGUCUUCCUGCAGGCAGCAUCAAGGCUACAGUGCUGAUUGAGAACGUACUGGCUGCCUUUGAGAUGGAUGAGAUUCUGUUUGAGCUGCGAGAACAUUCAGCAGGCCUCAACUGUGGCAUCUGGGAUUACUCCGCCUCUUUUGUUAACAAGUUUGGUCACCGCCGGACUUUCCUGCUCCCCGAUCGCAGUAAAUACGUCAACAUGGAGAAGCAUUUCCUGCGCAGCUACAUGGAUUUACUGGUGAAGACAUGCCAUCAGCGGGGGGCACUGGCCACAGGGGGAAUGGCUGCUGCUCUGCUGCCACAGGACCUCCUCUCCGGCCCCCAUAGGGAUGUGCUGGCUGCAGUAAGGAGGUUGAAGCUGCUGGAGAUCCAUGCCGGUGUGGAUGGUUUCAUGGUGUAUGAUCUGAACCUGGUUGGACCCAUGCAGGAGCUCUUCCAGAUCCACACUGAGGGGAAGAACCAGCUGCAUGUGUUGCGGGAGGACGUUUGUGUGACUGCAGAGGACCUCCUGUGCAUGCCUGCGGGAGGGGUCACCCUUUAUGGUCUGAAGCACAACAUCUCAGUUGGGAUCCUCUUCAUCAAUGCCUGGUUAUCAGGUAAAGGACACUUCUUCUACAGAGGUCAGGUGGAAGACUCUGCCACAGCUGAGAUCUCCAGGUCACAGGUGUGGCAGUGGAUCCGCCAUCAGACCUGGCUGGAGGAUGGCAGCAGGGUCGUGAACAGGCGUCUGGUGAAAGAGCUCAUCCAGGAGCUGCUGGUGGAGCUUAGUGCUGUAUGCCACUCCGUCAGGUCUAAGCAAAGGCUGAACACGGCAGCAGACAUGUUCCUGGAGGUGGUUCUUCAAAGAAACUUUCCGGAGUUCCUCACAUCCUACCUGAACCAGGAUCACACAUUCCUGAGCUGGCAAAGCACUGAACUGGAGUCUGCUCUGCAGCCAUCCAAACUGUGACGUUUAAACAUUUAGAGUACUCUGGAGAAAUCUGUCCAGAUUAUUCAGGACAUGAAUGUUGUAAAGUAUCUCUAACUAAACUCCAACUAAAGCAGUUGGAUUGUCAUUAAAUUGGUUCAGUUCAGUUCAGUUCAGUUGUCUCAGUUGGGUUCAAUCUGAGGAAGACUUUAGAUUCAGAAUCAAGGUCCAAGGGUUUGGAGGAAGACUGGUGAGGAGCAGAAUCCAAGCUGCUGGAGGUCCAGAGUGAAGGUCCAGAGGAUUUGGGCUGCAAUGUCCAGCGCUAGUGUUGGUAAAUUCUGCUUUCUUCUAGCAGAAUGUUCUAGAGGACUUCAGGAUUCCUUCUGCUGAGGAUCUGGAUGGAGAUUCAGAUUUCUUCUACCAGUAGGACCUGGGCCCUUCCCAUACUGUUGAAGUAUUGAAGAUGGAUAGAUCAUUUUGAGAAUACUUUGUUUGAAAUAAUUUGAUGUGAUCAUAAUCUCUGUCUUUAUCUUUCUCCAAAAACUGAAAAGUAAAUGGUUAUUUCUCCA